This is a messenger RNA of Insectozyma verbasci, 1164 nucleotides long. NCBI's taxonomy places the organism in Eukaryota, Fungi, Ascomycota, Pichiomycetes, Serinales, Debaryomycetaceae. The record is from the annotation of a GenBank genome assembly.
AUGGCUCCCGUUCAAGUUCAAGAUAAAUAUGAUGCAUCCCAAUUUCAAACUGCUCAUGGUGGUAAAACUAAAAGAGGUUCAUUUACGGUAAAUUCUGAAAACCAAACAAGAGCUAAGUAUCCAGAAUAUUUACCCACUUGGAAUCCAAAUGACAAAUACCCACCGUAUAAAUUUAUGAAAUUUCAUGAUAAAGGUUUAUUAGCUGAUUCGCAAGAUUCUACAUAUUCACAUUUAUUUGCAAAUAAAUCUAAUUCUUUUACAAAUAAACGAUUAUCACCAAAACUUGGUUCAAUCAUUGAUGGAAUUCAAUUAUCAGAAUUGUCAGAUUUGGGAAAAAAUGAACUUGCUAAAUUUGUUACAGAACGUGGUGUUGUUGCAUUUAAAAAUCAAAAUUUUAAUUCUAAAGGACCUGAGUUUGCUGUUGAUUUUAUGAAAUAUUUUGGUCCUUUGCACAUUCAUCCAACUUCUGGUUCACCUGAAAAUUUCCCAAAUAUGCAUAUUACAUUUAGAGGUGCUUCACAACAAGAAUUGGACUCGGUUUUCAAAAAUUCAAAUAACUCUAUUUCAUGGCAUUCUGAUUGCUCUUAUUCUUUGAAUGGGCUACAAUUAACCUUGUUUUCUGUUUUACAAUUACCUGAGUCUGGUGGUGAUACUUUAUUUGCAAAUUGUGUUGAAGCGUAUAAUAGAUUAAGUAAAGAAUUUGCAGCUAGAUUAGAAGGCUUGCAUAUUUUGCAUUCAUCCAAAGAACAAUUUGAAAAUCAAAAGAAAAAUGGAGGGAUCUUAAGAAGAGAUUUUGCCGAAGAAAAUAUUCAUCCAAUAAUAAGAAUAAAUCCAUUAACUAAACAGAAGUCUUUAUAUUUGAAUAAAGAAUUUGGCAGAAGGAUAAUUGAGUUAAAACAAGAAGAAUCUGAUUAUUUGUUAAAUUUUUUGUACGAUCAUUUAGAGAAAUCACAAGAUUUGCAAGUUAGAAUUUCAUGGGAUGAAGAUACUAUUGUAUUGUGGAAUAAUGCAACCACCAUUCAUACACCAGUUGUUGAUUUUAAUGAACCUGUAAUAAGACAUGCUUAUAGGAUAAGUGUAAUGGGUGAAAGACCAAUCAAUGAUUUAAAAAAUUUAAAUGAUGAAAACUAUUUGAAAGAAAAAUAUGAAAAAUUGAGUAUUUAG